Molecule: messenger RNA, 1859 nt
Organism: Cottoperca gobio
Lineage: Eukaryota; Metazoa; Chordata; Actinopteri; Perciformes; Bovichtidae
Product: tetraspanin-3-like
Exons: 7
Coding region: 111-872 (253 amino acids)
Cellular component (GO): plasma membrane
Source: RefSeq, a predicted model, not a curated record
ACAGUGGGCCAGGACCACCGAAGCCAUUUUAUUAUUAUAACAGCAAAGGUGCAGGUGCAUUAACACAUAUUUUUUAUAGUUAACGUUUUAAUUUUAGAGCUCACGUUACCAUGGGACAGUGUGGAAUUACGUCAUCCAAAACCGUCUUGGUUUUUCUCAAUCUCAUAUUUUGGGCUGCAGCUGGGAUUCUGUGCUACAUUGGAGCCUAUGUGUUCAUCACAUAUGAUGACUAUGACCACUUCUUCGAAGAUGUGUACACUUUGAUUCCUGCUAUCAUAAUAAUAGCUGUCGGGACUCUUCUCUUCAUCAUCGGCUUGAUCGGCUGUUGCGCAACGAUACGUGAAAGCUCCUGUGGUCUGGCAACUUUUGCUGCCAUUCUCCUGCUGGUGUUUGUAACAGAGUGUGUGGUGGUGGUGCUUGGCUACAUAUACAGGGCAAAGGCUGAAGAUCAGGUGAAUCACUCCAUCCAGAAGGUUUACAAUGAAUACAACGGCACCAACACGGAUGCUCCCAGCCGCGCUAUCGACUAUGUGCAGAAGCAGCUUCACUGCUGUGGCAUUCACAACUACUCUGACUGGAGGAACACACGCUGGUUUAAAGAAUCUAAGAACAACAGCGUCCCAGUCAGCUGCUGUCAGCCCAGCAUCAGUAACUGUACUGGCACUCUCGCUCGGCCAGCAGAUCUCUACCAAGAGGGUUGUGAAGCUCUUGUUGUGAAGAAGUUAAAGGAGAUCAUGAUGUAUGUCAUCUGGUCUGCACUCACGUUUGCAUCGAUACAGAUGCUGGGCAUGCUCUGUGCCUGCGUGGUGCUGUGCAGGAGGAGUCACGACCCAGCGUACGAGCUGCUGGUCACAACCAACAGCUAUGCAUGAACAACGCAGCCAGCCAACGAAGCACUCAACAGAUCAAAAGGAGUGGCACCGGACAUGUCCACAGUAGAUUUCAGCUGUAGUUAUCUAAGCUCAAACACACCUUGCACAAUUCAUGAUAAAGUAGUGAACACUGAUGUGGUUUUGGGAGGGGGCGGGGGCUUUAAGGGGAAACCUGUUAUUUAUCUACAUGCUUUGUAAGUUACUGUUACUUUAAAUGUUAUUUUUUCUCUCUCCUUUACUAUUACUGAAACAUUUACUGAAGCCAAAGUUGUAUAUGGCUAAUUUACAUUAUUGAUGUUGAUGCAGAUUUCUUUCCCCUGCUUUUUAUUGUGGCUGAUACAAUGUGGGCUAAUAAUGAGAAGUAAUAUGUAAUUUCACACAGUGUGGGAGUGUUGGAUGGAAUGUAUUUCCUUGUCUACGCUAAAAAAAAGAUCAUGUACACUAUUCCUAAGAACUUUGUUUGACCAGACAGUUUUUUUUUUUUACCAUAGACAGAGCAGAUUCAGUGUUUUUAUCUCAGCGUUCUGUCUCAGCUCUGCGUUUUGUCUCUCAAAGCCAUGUUUGGUAGAAAAAGUUAUUCGUAUUCACAAAUAUCCAGGCUGUGAAUAAUGUACAUUCUGUUUUGGUGUGGAUGUUCUCUGAAUCAGGCUUCAAUACGGAGGCAUUGCCAAUAUAUGAAUGAACCUUUUAGUCUCCAGUGCUAUUAAUAUGAGUAUUAUCAGUGUUACCUGAACACCUCUGUAUGUGUAGACUCAGUUAGUUAGUCAGAUAAUUCCCUCUGUUCAGUUUGUUAGUCAUAAACCUGCUUUAAAGAAUUACGACACGUUUAUUUCAUACGUUUUUGUAGAUUGUGCACCGUUUUAAUAUUUUUGAGCUGUUAAGUUGACGCCUAGAUAUUUAGCUAGUGUCGCAGAAAAAACACGAUGAACAAUUGUGUAUGGACUGGAAGCCGGAAAGGCCAAGGACAAAUAAACUCAUACAUUUCAA